Molecule: messenger RNA, 465 nt
Organism: Aegilops tauschii subsp. strangulata
Lineage: Eukaryota; Viridiplantae; Streptophyta; Magnoliopsida; Poales; Poaceae
Molecular function (GO): catalytic activity
Source: RefSeq, a predicted model, not a curated record
AUGCGUGACGAACAUAUUGUCAUCAUUGCCAUCCAGGAAACCAUGCGCACUGAGUUCUCCCUCCACGAGCUCGACUGUCUUAGUUCCCACCUCUUCGCCUGGCAUUGGCUCCCUUCUAGUGGGACCACGGGGCACUCAGGUGGCAUCCUUUUAGGUGUAAAGGAUACCACCUUCGAGGUGGGUGGCAUGGACCGGGGAGAAUUCUACGUUAGUAUGGAGAACUUUGAGCAUGCACUUAACUUCAAAUGGGAGAUCGUGAUCGUGUAUGGACAGGCGGAUCACCGCCGCUCCCCGGCCUUCCUUGUUGAGCUACAUCAAAAGAUCUCAAACUCCCUCCUCCCAGUAGUUGUGGGCGGAGACUUUAACCUCAUCCACUCCACGGAUGAGAAGAAUAAUGACCGGAUCAACCUCCCCGGAUGCAGCUGUUCAAUGACUAGAUCGCGGAGCUCGGACUCCGUGAACUAG